This is a messenger RNA of Wasmannia auropunctata (little fire ant), 459 nucleotides long. RefSeq lists its product as uncharacterized. The record is from RefSeq and is a predicted model, not a curated record. The transcript has a single exon. NCBI's taxonomy places the organism in Eukaryota, Metazoa, Arthropoda, Insecta, Hymenoptera, Formicidae. The coding region runs from base 19 to 459 and encodes 146 amino acids.
GAUUUGCUACCGCGUCUCAUGUCUGAAUACAACGCGCGAAAGCAUCGAACUAUCGGUAUGCGACCCAUCGACGUCACUCCCACAAUCGCCAACAAGCUCUUAACCACGGUGUAUAACCAUGUAAAGAUCGCCGCACCCGCACGAUUCAAAGUGGGUGACUCGGUACGCGUCAGUAAAUUCAAGACAAUUUUUGACAAGGGUUACACACCAAACUGGACCACGGAAGUGUUUAAAAUCAUCAAGGUGCAGAAAACUAAUCCCGCAACGUAUCUUUUGGAGGAUUCUCGUGGAAAACCCAUAGCCGGAGGAUUCUAUGAAUACGAACUGCAUCGCGUUGCUAAUCCCGACGUGUACCUCGUUGAAAAAGUUUUGCGCAAAAGAGGGAAUGAGGUAUACGUGAAAUGGCUGGGAUUGGAUGAUUCACAUAAUUCAUGGAUACACAAGGAUAACGUGUUGUAA